Paramecium tetraurelia is the source of this 900-nucleotide messenger RNA. RefSeq lists its product as uncharacterized. Gene Ontology annotation, molecular function: MAP kinase tyrosine/serine/threonine phosphatase activity; protein tyrosine/threonine phosphatase activity. Lineage: Eukaryota; Ciliophora; Oligohymenophorea; Peniculida; Parameciidae. Gene Ontology annotation, cellular component: cytoplasm. Gene Ontology annotation, biological process: protein dephosphorylation; negative regulation of MAPK cascade. The record is from RefSeq and is a predicted model, not a curated record. The transcript is spliced from 2 exons.
AUGAAAAAAUAAUAGCUUCUAUUAAAUGUUAACGAGAUGGAUUUAAUUUUGGAUAAAACUUCAACAAAAGGGGCUCUUUGGUUAGGCAAUCUAAAGGCGGCCUAAAAUAUUAAAUAAUUAAAAGAAAAUAAAAUCCAAACAGUCAUAACAGUGGCCAAUAAUAUUAUUGUAAGUUUCGAAAACUCUCUAAACAUCUCUCACAAAAUCUAUAAAGUUGAAGAUACAGUAAAGGCACAAAUAAUAGAAUAUUUCGAUGAAAUUAACAAAGAAAUAUAGACUGGGUUAAACUCGGGUUCUGUUUUGGUACAUUGCGCAGCAGGAAUUUCUAGAUCAAGUGCAUGCAUUAUAGCUUAUCUAAUGAAAACUUACAAGUGGCCAUAUGAACGAACCUAUUAUUUUGUUAAAGAGAAGAGAUUAGCAAUAAAUCCAAAUCCAGGUUUUAAGAAAUAACUAAUGCAAUAUAGCAAGAAUCUAGAAGCAAAUAGUUAAAAUUAAAACCUAGACCUUUAGGAAACUAAAGAUUUUAAGAAUUCUAACUCAUUUAUAUUAGGUUAUUCAAAUUCAUGGGUAAAAUUAAGCAAGAAAAAGUUGUCAAGUCCCCAUGAUUUAGUGAAUUAACUUUCCUAAAAUUUGUUAAAAUCUCCUCUAAAGAAAAUUGAUCAAUUGAAUAGGACUUCGACCUCAGAAGAAAGAUAAAUAUAUAGAUAAUAAUUAAUGAAAAAGCUAUUUGUUAAUACAUUCUCUACCAAAAACUCUGAUUAAACAACAAAUUAUAAAAGUGAAUAAUUGCAAAAAGAAAAUAAACCUAUAGAAAAAUAGCCUAUCAAAACAAAGGCUCUAUUAAGCAUGUACAAGAGAGUUGAGAUAAACAAUUUGGAUUCUGAAAGAACCUCAAUUUGA